AUGCCUGUAGCAAGCAAAAUCCUUGAAGCCUACCGGGAAAUUUCUUCUUCAGGGCUUCGUCCGUUAACUCAAGAGAUACAAUCCAUUAUUGCGGAAGCAGACAAGCCCAAGAAAGGGGGUCAAAAAGCCACACCUCCUGUUUCUGUCAACGCAUUUGAUGCGGGGGCAGGUGCAUCAGGUUUCACAUCUACUCAUAUCUCACCACCUAUUUCCCCACUUCGCCAAAACGACCCAGAUAUGAUUUAUGGGGAUGAUGAAGACGACUUUGAGGGAUUCACCUACAGUUUAUUCACCAUCAGGACUGAAAGUGAUGACGAAGCUCUAGUCAUGAGGGGGAAACUUAUGGCAAUACAUGAAAAACUUGACUCGUUGAUUCAAGCUUCAAAUCCUUCAUCAACUGAUGAAUAUUCUCAAGCUACGGUCAAGUCCCUUCUCGAGACUCUCACCAAGGAACACUCAACAAAUCUAGAGAAGAUGAACAAGGGAGUGGAUGACACUGCCACUGUCUGCAACAAUACGACUGAAAAAGUCGAUAAAGUAAUUUUUGAUGCCACAGCAUUCAUGAAUAACUUCCAAACAUCCUUUGAGUCGAACACAGCUAAAGCCAACGAAGCAAUCUCUAAUCUUGGCUCCUCUCUUAAAGCUGAAAGGGAAAAAUUUCAAGAAGUUCGUACUGGAAUUAAAAAUGAUCAUGAUGAGUUCAAAUCCUCCAUCUCCUCACAGAUUUCCAAGCUUCGGGAUGACCUUGCAAUGGAGAGUAAGAUAAUGGACUCCCUCACUAUCAAGAAUGAAAAAGUCAAAGUUCUAUUUGUCAAACUAGAACAGGCUGAGAAACAAGUCAAGGAUUUGUUAUCUAAGAGGGCAGUAAUGAAAAUCUGUAGCACAGACGUUACUGGCUUACUCUCAGAUAUCAUUGAGACUAGGGGCUCAAUGAUCACUAUUACAAUUAGAAAACAUCUAGUUGAAAAGCUCAGGCUCGUCUUCGUCAUGCUUCAUCAUUUAGAGGGUGUUCCGAAAUCAAGCAGCAUUUUGAAACAAGGGAAGAUUAACCAAAGAAGACUUUAG
Messenger RNA from Lactuca saligna, 1065 nucleotides. The record is from the annotation of a GenBank genome assembly. NCBI's taxonomy places the organism in Eukaryota, Viridiplantae, Streptophyta, Magnoliopsida, Asterales, Asteraceae.